AUGGAGGCACCAAUCCCGAUGGAAAACAAAGCAAAGAAUCUUCCUUACGGGGGAAUGAUGCCUCCCCUUCAUCAUACUCAGACGCUUCACGGUCCUCCACCUGGUUUUCAGCGAACACCACCACCACCGCACGACCAGCCUCAUGGAUUGCCCGCACCUAUCCCCCAUACUGGCCCUUACGAACAACACUGGCGACAACCAUACCAUCCAUCGCCCUAUGAAACGGCUGCUCAACGUCGUCACUCGAACCCAGUCACCCAACCCCCACCACAGUCGCAACCGCCUCCUCCAGGUCAUCCUCCCCCUUCGCAUUCCCACGUUCCUUACCCUCCUCCAGGUCCUCCUCCUCCUCCACCACCACAACAACAACAACACCCCGUUCAACCGCCAAGUCGAGAACUACCUCAACCUCCGCUGGGUGAUCCAUAUCAUCGUCCGAACAGCUUACCAGCUCCCGCACCAUCGCAUCCAGCAUCAGAGCCUCAUUCCCCUCAAUCGUAUAGACCUAUGACUGGCGCACAACCCGAACCUACCCCGCAUUCCGCGCCUCCUCCUAGUGAUUAUAGACCACCGCGCAUGGCUUAUGCCGGUCCUGGGGAGCCUUCAGCGCCGGGAGUCACUAAUGGUGAACACGCAGGCCCGCCGCCGGGCUACAUGCAACAUGUCCCACCUCAUCACAGUCAACAUCCUUCAGGCGCUAUAUAUGAUGGUGCUAUUGUGCCUUAUCCACGUCAACGCAAAGCUGCUAGAGCUCAACAGGCUUGUGAUCAAUGUCGAGCACGCAAAGCUAAGUGCGAUGAGGGUCGUCCGGCAUGCAGCCAUUGUAGAGAAAACAACAUCGAAUGCAAAUACAAAGACAUUCCUCCUCAAAAGCAAGAGAAGUCCACCCAGCUGGUCUUGGAGCGCGUAGGGCAAAUUGAAGACAAUAUCGUGAAUGUCCUGAUGGAUAGAAUGACGAAAAUGGAAAAACUUUUACAAUAUUUUAUUACCAAAAGCGAUAUCCCUCUUCCAGCUGAGGCUUCACCUGAUGUUCCACCAGAGGAUCUACCUCGGAAACUUGUCAAGGACAUUGCUACGACACCAAAUACUCCCUUGGAAUCGAAACCGCCAACCCCUGCUGCGCUAGAACUCUCCGGAGUGGAUUCGAAGAAAAAGCCCGAAGCGAACUUGCUAAGUUAUAUAAAUACCGUACAGCAUGUGCAGUCGCAACCUCUAACGAAUGCACGAGACAAAGAAGUUGACGGAGAAUUAUCCGUCCCACAGAACCAUACGACAGCUGCCCACAAGCUACUUAAUUGGAAUUCAAUUCAGCGACUAUUGGAUCGUCAAGUUCAUCCUGACUAUGUCUUGAGAAACGAGAGCAAACGAGGCUUGAUUCGCAUUUACGGAUGCGGUGAAGGACUUGGUCACGACACUGAGUACUACUCACGGCAUGCUCCGGCCCAACCUCGGGCCUCGCAAGGACUUCCUGGUUCCGCUGGUAGCCCUAUAACAAACACAUCAACCCCUCGCAUUGAUGAGGAGUAUUCCCAGGCCAAUUCACCAAGCUGGGGCUAUGGGCUUCCAAUGCCUCUGCAAAGUCGAUUGAAGGAACAUCCUGGCGGUCUCGAUGCAUCGGGUCAUCUCAACACCCAUUCUGAUGUCGUUAGGCGCCUUUUUCAUAGCUAUAUGUCCAAUAUGCAUAUUCUCCAUCCCUUCAUGGACGCGACAAUGCUAGCGCAGAAAGUGGAAGUAUUUAUUCUACAAUAUGCGCCUCUUAGAAAGAAUAUGGGCCACAGCGCAAAUGAAGGUCGUGGCAUGAAGCGAAAGCGCUCUACUGAACAGACGCACACGCACAUGGUGGCCCCCGAAAUGUCUCCUUCUCCAAGCUUAAGCUCCGAAAAAUGGCCGUCGCACAGGAUUGAGCACUCAAUUGACAAUGCAAUUAUCUUAAUGGUGCUUGCUCUGGGCGCAAUCUGUGAGCAUAAGACUGCUCUACCUGGCUUUGCUCCAGAUCCCAAUGAAAGAUCCCGUCCUAAGCAAGAGUUCGCAUCGUCACCAGAAGUACAAGCUGUGCUCAACGAGAUUCUUUCGCCAACGCCAGCCUCGGGGUUGAACACUCAGGCGUUUGAUACUCCUAAUUUCCCAUCUCCAGACCCUGCAUGGGGAGAUUGGAAGACCCCGAAUCAAAGACCGCACUCUAGAUAUGGGCUAGAGAAUAAUAACGAAGCACCUUACCCCAAAAAUAUAGAUGUGAUUCCAGGUUUAGCCUAUUAUGCCUAUGCGGCGGGGAUCCUUGGCGAAAUGCAGGGUGGAUGCGAAUUGCCUUUUGUACAAGCUUCAAUUCUUGCAAGCUUUUAUGCUGGUCAACUAGCUCACCCGUUUCAGAGUCAUGGUUGGAUUUGUCAGGCUGCUAGAGCCUGUUCAUUCUUGAUUCGAUCGAUGGAUUACGAAAACAUUAAUUCGGAUGUUACUUUUCCUUUCAAAGAAUUAUGUGAAUUCGCUUAUUGGACCUGUCUGCAGCAUGAAAGUGACCUUUUGGCCGAGUUGGAUCUGACAGCCAGUGGCGUAUCUCAAUCCGAGACCGCUGUUCAGCUCCCCAAAGGUUAUCUUACUCUAACUGAGGCGGAAAAACUCAAAGAUCCCGAGUCUUUGGUGAUGUUUUACUAUUCGGCGCAAAUUCACUUGCGCAAAGUGUUGAAUCGAGUUCAUCGAGAUCUUUAUGACACCGACGUCAAGGCGUUGCCUGAUAAGAUUUUGACGGUUCUUGGUCUAAAUCUUGACGUAUGGAAGUCGAGUCUACCGAAGCAAAUGCAAUGGAAUGAGGGUGAUGAACCUUCAAGUGAUAUCAACACUGCACGCCUACGUGCAAAGUAUUAUGGCGCUCGGUAUAUUAUCUACCGACCUGUCCUAGAACGCGCCUUGCAUUCUAUGUCACCUAGGGCGGAAGGGAACGGGAAAGCAGAAAAUGAUUCUAAGCUACCGGUCUCUUCAUUCAAGGCACAUGACUUUCAAGCGCCCAGUAUGGCGAGAUGGUCCAGUGAACCGGGCUUGCGCCAAAAUUUGAGGGAUAAGGACGAUACCGUAGAGACAAUACACUAUGACGAGCUAGACGACGAAACACGACGCGCAUGUGAGCAAUGCAUCACGGCUGCAAUUCAAAGUACCAAGGCAUUUCACAAUAUCAAGGGUCGACCCAUUGUGACUAAUAUAUUUGGGACUGCUCAUGCACAAUUCGGCAACAUGCUUGUCCUAUCGGCGACUUACAUGUCUAACCUUAAUCGACUAGUCGACGCUGAUGAACUCGAGCGCCUCCUCCAGCGCACCAUCAAGUUCCUCGCCAUGUACAAGGAUAUCUCACCGACGCUCAUGGCCGAUGCUCAAAUCCUGUCGGGCAUCUACUACAAGAUUUUCAAAAAACCACUCAACACGAGCUUCACCACGGAAUCAUUCGGUAGUACAUGA
Talaromyces marneffei is the source of this 3444-nucleotide messenger RNA. RefSeq lists its product as uncharacterized. Gene Ontology annotation, molecular function: DNA-binding transcription factor activity, RNA polymerase II-specific; zinc ion binding. The coding region runs from base 1 to 3444 and encodes 1147 amino acids. Gene Ontology annotation, biological process: regulation of DNA-templated transcription. NCBI's taxonomy places the organism in Eukaryota, Fungi, Ascomycota, Eurotiomycetes, Eurotiales, Trichocomaceae. The record is from RefSeq and is a predicted model, not a curated record. The transcript is spliced from 6 exons.